ACUUUCUAGCUAAUUCAAGGUACUGCUUGGUGGUGUGGAACAAUUAUUUUGAAAUUUCUGACAUCUAAAAUCAUGGGAGUUUCAGAUCAUAUUCGCCUGAGUGAUCUUAUAGCAGCCAGAAUCUUGAGGUAUACAGAUUUUGAUACUUUAAUAUACACCUGUGCUCCAGAAUUUGACUUCAUGGAAAACGCGACUCCACUGAGAUACACAAAGACAUUAUUGCUUCCAGUUGUUAUGAUGAUUACUUACUUUAUCUUUAAAAAGACUGUUCAUGAUAUUUUGUGUGUCUUAUCUGCAAACACUUAUCUAAGAAAACAGCUCCUUGAACAUGGUGAGCUGGUUUUUCACACAUUGCAGUUGUUAGCAUUCACUGCCCUUGCCAUUUUAAUUAUGAGGUUGAAGAUGUUUUUGACACCACACAUGUGUGUUAUGGCUUCCUUGAUAUGCUCCCAACGGCUCUUUGGCUGGCUUUUUUGCAGAGUUCGUUUUGAGAAUGUUAUCUUUGGCAUUCUAGCAUUGAUGUCAAUACAAGGUUGUACAAACCUCCAUAGUCAAUGGAGCAUAAUCGGAGAAUUUAAUAAUAUACCUCAGGAAGAACUUAUUCAGUGGAUAAAAUACAAUACAAGACCAGAUGCUGUUUUUGCAGGUGCUAUGCCUAUAAUGGCAAGUGUUAAGCUGUCUACACUUCAUCCCAUUGUGAAUCAUCCACAUUACGAGGAUGCAGACUUGAGGGCCCGGACAAAAAUAGUUUAUUCUGUAUAUAGUCGAAAAUCUGCGAAAGAAGUGAGAGAUCAGUUGUUGGAGUUACAUGUGAAUUAUUACAUUUUAGAAGAGGCGUGGUGUGUUGUGAGAACUAAGCCUGGUUGCAGUAUGCUUGAAAUCUGGGAUGUGGAAGACCCUUCCAAUGCACCUAACCCUCCCUUAUGUAGUGUCUUGCUCAAGGAUGCGAGGCCUUACUUCACCACAGUGUUUUACAAUAGUAUGUACAGAGUAUUGAAGGUGAACUGAGAAUGAGACUAUCCAUUUCACUGUAGUAAGAUGAAGUGUGCCAAAAAUAAUCACUUUUUGGCUUAUGCCUAUUAAUAAAAAACACAAGCUUUAAUAAGGGAUGCUUAAAAUAAGAUUAAAAUGAUUUAAACUUUUCUAAUUUACUAAAGGUAAAUUACUUCAUUUUUUCAAUGAAUGUCAACCUUAUUAAGCCUAUCAUAUAAAUUAUUAAAUCAUAUUGAAUAAACAAACAUUCAUCUUAGCGUUUUAAGGAAAAACAUAUAUAAAAGAAAAACAAUUUUAAUAAAUCAAA
Molecule: messenger RNA, 1300 nt
Organism: Carlito syrichta (Philippine tarsier)
Lineage: Eukaryota; Metazoa; Chordata; Mammalia; Primates; Tarsiidae
Product: probable C-mannosyltransferase DPY19L2
Exons: 10
Coding region: 73-1008 (311 amino acids)
Biological process (GO): spermatid development
Cellular component (GO): nuclear inner membrane
Molecular function (GO): mannosyltransferase activity
Source: RefSeq, a predicted model, not a curated record